Molecule: messenger RNA, 2510 nt
Organism: Megachile rotundata (alfalfa leafcutting bee)
Lineage: Eukaryota; Metazoa; Arthropoda; Insecta; Hymenoptera; Megachilidae
Cellular component (GO): chitin-based extracellular matrix
Molecular function (GO): structural constituent of chitin-based larval cuticle
Source: RefSeq, a predicted model, not a curated record
AAUAACACCAAUAACAAAGGAAGAAUAUUAAAAGAAGAAAUAUCUAAAAAAAAAUGAGAAUAAAUCUUUAAUUCAAACAUAAUCUUUUAUUCAAGAAUAAUAAUUCGAGAUCAUUUUCGACGGCAUCCAAAGUUCAGUGGCGUUUAGAAUAUAUUCGAUCGAUUACGUCCACUAUAGUUCACGUGGAUGCUGUGUAUAUCGGAUUGUAUUAUAAUCUGUAAAGGAAAAUUGCGAAGGCGUAGCUCCGGUUUGGUCUUCCAAGUACGGAACCCAAGUACGGGCACGUAGGCUUGUUCAUGUGGGAUUUUAACUGUGAUUUGACUUCAGCAUGGUCGUCAUUGGAUCAGUAGUCGGAUGUGAUUACAUGUGAGAGGAUUGCUCUCUGUACCUCUGGAACUUAACUCAACUGGUUUAUUUUUCAUAUGUUCCACUAAUGUCCACUGUAUCCAAUGAACAUGUUUUCUAUACGACUCUUAUCGUUCCUUCUGAUUCCGAAUUGAAAUUCACUCGUAUAAUAAGGACGCAAAAAUAAAGAUACAACAUGGUGAUUUCUGUUAUUGAACUUCGACAACUACUGUAACGACUAUGCUUCUGUGGAUGUUAAGCUGUUUGAACCUGCUGACGGUUUCAGUUUCAUGUCUAAGCACGUCAUUAGCAGAAGCUGAGAAAAGUGGUUGGAGUUUCGAGCCGAAUACCCAGUACCAUCUUCAAACAGACGAAGGACCUGAAAGGUAUUUUCGUUUUCAAACACUGAAUGGUCAAUACAGAAAGGAGAAACGAUUGGUCGAUGGUACAGUGAUUGGUACAGAGGGUUGGUUAGAUCCUCUGGGGUAUUUACGUCUUAAGGACUACAUAGCUGAUCAUAAUGGCUUUCGGAUAUUGAGGUCAAAAAUGGUGUACGUAGGUACAAAUAGACCUAUUAACUAUGCUGUGAAGGAAGCCAAAUCAGCACCUGCCCAAAAUGGAAUUCUUGUACAACCAACGCGACCACCGAAUCCUUUCAGGCAAUCGGACACGAAUUACGCUCGCCCUCUACUGGGCAACGAAAUUAACUCGAAUUAUUACGUGAGUUCAACGAUAAAACCACGAGUGGACCUUUCAGCUCCGAACGACGACUAUUACUACAACCCGAACCCAACGAUUCCACCCAGAUCUCGAAAUCUGUUAUUACCGCCAUCUACUUCGCACAGCAGCACAAGAGUACCACCGUACGAUGGAACCCACACAGUUGCUAACGGGUUUCAGUACUAUCUCAAAAAGCAGUAUCACGAAGAAGAAAAAGACUCUUCCGGAGCCAAUAUCGGCUCCUUCGGCUAUGUCGAUCCUUUCGGUAUCAGAAGAGUAAUUUAUUAUAAGACGGGCCCACGAGAUAAUGGUUUCCUUUACGAACAGAAUAACAAAUACGUGGGACUCGAAGGAACACCGUACGAUCCUUCCUUAGCUAAUUUAUAUGGACAAAAAUUGAGAACAUCUACAUAAUAGAUUUCGCAAAAUUGAUAUAACUUGUUGCAUUUUAUGUAGGUAUAAUAGAGAAAAAAAGUAAUGAAUGUAACAAGUAUUUCGAAUGUCGAGGCAUCUGUUUUUAAGGUAUAUUUAUGGGCAUUUGGGGCAAUUUUUCAAAAUAAUGUGAUAACAUGGGUUUAGGAGUAAGACAUUUAAUAAGAUUCAAGGUUUUGUAUGGAAUGAAUAGAAACGUAACUGCCAUAGUAGCUUGUGACUUCCAUGUUUUAGUUUUGUGUUUGUUAAAUUGACUUCAGUUUAGUUAUAAGUUACCUUUAGUACUAUUAUGAAUAUUAAUAUGAUUAACAAUUUUGACUUGUUUAUAAAUAUUUAAUUUUUACUGUAUAUUUAUAUGAAGUUUGAAUGGUACAUGUACUUAUUUGAUUACCUACUCUUUGAUUAUUAUUAAUUACCCACGUUUUUUGUAUACUUAAUAUUUACACUGUAUAUAGAUUCUUUUAUUUGGGUAUGAAAAUAAUUCUUGUUUAAACUUUCUGCCAAAUUACAAGCUAAGCAAUAAAUGCUAUGAAAUUUUUACAUAAGACUAUUUCUAUAAAAUACAAUCUUAGUUAUUGUCAAGGGUAAUUUAGACAUUUUAGUGAGGCAAUUUACAAAGUGCAUACAGUGGUUUGAUAAAGUAUUGGCACAUGAAGUUUCAUUGCAAUAAUGGAUUGAAAUAUUGUUAUAAUAUAAUAAUAGUAUCUUAAUAAACAGAUUAAUGUAAUGUGGUAUAUAAGAAAUAUAAAAUAUAUCUGCUAUCAAAUAAAUUCCAAACAGAAUGUGCCAAUAUUUUAUUAAAUGAUUAUAUGUACUUCUAUAGUCAUCAAUUGAUUUUACAAUUGUCUUCAGUCCCAGAACCUAAUUCUUCCUUAAAAUACUACACUAAAUACUCUCCCUUCACAUGUUUUAUAUCCAUAAUUAUACAGUAGAUAUUUGUUUUUGUUUUUGUAACACUCUAAACACUUUUUCACAUCUUUACAAUAAUAAAAUAAUUAGGAAUGACCAGGUAA